Messenger RNA from Cynoglossus semilaevis (tongue sole), 2129 nucleotides. Its product is annotated as ras-related protein Rab-19-like. The record is from RefSeq and is a predicted model, not a curated record. Bases 755 to 1411 code for a protein of 218 amino acids. NCBI's taxonomy places the organism in Eukaryota, Metazoa, Chordata, Actinopteri, Pleuronectiformes, Cynoglossidae. Gene Ontology annotation, molecular function: GTP binding; GTPase activity. The transcript has 4 exons.
AUGCUGCUCAGUGCUGUGUCGGUCUGGUUGUAUAUUAUAUCCCUGGUUAAUAAUUCACCCGCCAAGUUGUUUCAGUUUUGGUUGUCGACGCUUGAAAUGACUUCAUUACCCAGGAUGCAUCUGGCAACAAGGCAGGGCCUUUCACAGGACAGGUAGGGCGGGUUUCUACUGUUACCACAGGUGGUGUGGAAAGAAAGAAAGAAAGAAAGAGUCACCGGGGGUGUAAGUCAGUAACAGGAAAGACUGAUGACAGGAGAACACAAAGACAGUGAACAGGAAAGAACCUGACACGUGUGAACGAGUGAGCAGCAGAUGGACUAGACAGAGAACACAAAGAAGCUUCUUCAACUUUGACUGGAUUUUUACUCUGUUUUAAAUCAUUUGUGUUUUGUACUGUUGGACUGGCAGCUAACUCCACCUGUGCAGGAGGACAUGAAGGAUGCCUUGUUUUGCUGUGGGUCAAUAAGUGGGUCAACGACUGCGUGAAGGCUGAAAGGAGCAGCAGAUGUGAAACUGGAUGAAUAUAACCUUUCGAAUAUAUUUAUCACCAAACAGAACGCCAUCAUGUUUUGAAAACCUUUACCAGGAAAUGCUGGAGAAAUUGAUUGUUUAUGAGACACAGGCUAACUUGUGAAUUGCACCACUUUUUUUUCCAAACUUUACUGCAAGGAGGAGAAGUGGAGUUGACACAUUUCCUACACGGUACAGGAAGGCUGACUUCCUCUACUUCAACUCUUCAAAACCAACCACAAUCAUGCAGAACCUGGGAACUGAGCAUGAUGACUCCUUCGACUUCCUGUUCAAGAUCAUCCUGAUAGGGGACUCUAAUGUGGGGAAGACCUGCGUGGUACAGAAUUUCAAAUCAGGGAUUUUCGCAGAGCGUCAGCAGAACACCAUUGGUGUGGACUUCACUGUGCGCACAGUUGACAUCGAGGGAAAGAAAGUAAAGAUCCAGGUUUGGGACACGGCAGGUCAGGAGAGGUUUCGUACCAUCACUCAGAGCUACUAUCGCAGUGCUCAUGGUGCCAUGAUCGCUUAUGACAUCACACGUCGCUCCACCUUUGACUCUGUGAUUCACUGGAUCAAAGAGGUGGAGCUGUACGGGGCGGCUAAUGUGGUGCUGGUGCUUAUAGGGAACAAAUGUGACCUGGAGAACGAGCGGCAGGUUCUCUUUGAAGACGCCUGCAAUCUGGCAAAGGACAAAGGAAUACUUGCUGCUCUAGAAACAUCUGCCAAGGAGAGCCAGAAUGUCGAAGAAGCCUUUAUAAUGAUGGCCAGGGAGCUACUCUACCGCAAUGGACUCAAUGUCCAGCAGGGGGACCUACCUGGAGUGUCCCUGGCGACCAACUCUAGACCGAUAAAUGGUAGCAUUGGAACCUACACGCCACCAGAGAAGAAGACAUGUUGUUGAUACCAUCUUGACAACAGUAAGAAGAGAAGAAAAUGAAGAAGAAAAACGCAUGGGAAAGACCGCAAAUGCAUCAAAUGCGUUGAAAAUCCAGGAGGAUUUGGGAAUUUUCCAACCCAUGCUGCAGAGUUAGCACUUUUGCUGUUGAGAUAAAACUGCGGCAAAGGCAGCACUGCAUACGUGUGAUCAGUGUUGUGUCAAAGUAACAGGAAGUGACCAUGUUUAAUUUUCCUGUUUCUAUCCUCUACGGACAGAGGUGUUACAAUACCAGCGGUGGCGUUAAUUCAAAUCGUUAAGUCACAUAAUUACACAUUAUUAUAACUUACACUUACACAUGCUCAUCUCAGCUAACAGUGGAUAUAAAAAUACUCUUUUUAGUACUCUAAAUAUCAGAUUUCCUUGUGCGAAAACCUGAAGCCAAAUUUGUCAAUUUUACAAUUGUUUAUAUAUUAUUAACUCAAGUUCAGCUGUUGUCAUACGAUUUUUUUGUCACUGUUGAAGGUCAAUGUCGAUAUUGUCUGGUGAUUAUGUAUACACGUUAUUCAGACUUAUGUUUUUACUUAAAACAUUAGUGUGAAAUUUAAAAUAAGGGAAGGUCGAUUAAAUUAUACAAGGUUGAUAAAGUUUAACUUCGGUUCCGUUAACUCUGCUGUCAUUUUUUAAAAUAAAUUAAAUUAAACAUAUAUAUUGUCCGGUAUAUAAUAAUAAACAUUUAAAAACA